UCAGAUGUCACCAACCACAGGUUCUACAUUGUCAAAUCUCUUUCGCCAUCACAUCAGAGAAAUGAUCAAAGUUAUCUUCUUCAUCGCUCUCCUGGUAACAGGAAUAUUAGCGCGUCCAGAACGUCAUAGAGGUAGAAGGAGAAACGACAAAAACGGAUUUAGAGGCUUCCCUAAUGGACAAAGCCAGGUCGGAAAUCAAGAAUUUCCCGAUGGACUGAACCAGUUUGGAAAUGGAGGAACAAACGGAACAGUUGGACAAGCAGGGGGGCAACUGUUUCAACUUCUCCAGCAGCUACAACCAGACACCUUUAACCAGUUGCUUCAGUUACUAUCUAACGGUCAGCAAGGCCGUUAAUGGCAAGUUGGGUGCAUUAGAAAAAUUCCAGAAGAGCAUUAUUGCUGAAUUUUUUCCUUUAUCACAAAAAUAGCAUACAAUCCGUUAGUCCGUUUCAACAAUAAUACAAUUCAUUAAAAGCAAGUCACUAUGUAAACCUAAGUUGUUACAGAGAACGGGAUAUCUCUUUUAUUACAAAAAAAAUUAUAGUUCCAUAAUAUAAAGUAUAACUGUCUCCAGUAUAUAUGCUAGACAUUAUCACAAAAAGCAUAAUAGUUGAAAUAUAAAAAACUACUUAGUAAGAUUCAGAUAUGAAAACGUUUUAAUAUACAGUAUAUUUGUGUUAAUUUCACAUAGCCAGAAGUAUCACUUUGUUGUUAUUGUUUCUUUCCUGUCAGUAGUUUUUGCAAUAGAUAAUUACUUCAUAUUUAGUACAUUUUUACUUUUGACAAAACCCUUCUGCAUAUAUUGA
Messenger RNA from Limulus polyphemus (Atlantic horseshoe crab), 806 nucleotides. RefSeq lists its product as uncharacterized. Bases 5 to 355 code for a protein of 116 amino acids. NCBI's taxonomy places the organism in Eukaryota, Metazoa, Arthropoda, Merostomata, Xiphosura, Limulidae. The transcript is spliced from 4 exons. The record is from RefSeq and is a predicted model, not a curated record.